Oryza brachyantha (malo sina) is the source of this 1468-nucleotide messenger RNA. Its product is annotated as ADP-glucose phosphorylase. Gene Ontology annotation, molecular function: UDP-glucose:hexose-1-phosphate uridylyltransferase activity; zinc ion binding. The coding region runs from base 115 to 1167 and encodes 350 amino acids. Gene Ontology annotation, biological process: beta-D-galactose catabolic process via UDP-galactose, Leloir pathway. Lineage: Eukaryota; Viridiplantae; Streptophyta; Magnoliopsida; Poales; Poaceae. The transcript has 3 exons. The record is from RefSeq and is a predicted model, not a curated record.
CAGCCUCCAGCCCAGCCGUCUCCCACUCCCGAAGAGUGGAGGCGAAGCCACCGCCACCGCCACCGCCGGCGCACGCGUCACCAGCAUCCACCUCCACCGUGCGGGAGCUCGGCGAUGGCAGAAGCUCCCAGAACCUCGGAGGCCCGCCGCGACGCCGUGUUCGGCCGCUGGGUCGUCUUCUCGCCGGCGCGGUCGCGGCGCCCCACCGACCUCAAGUCCCACGCGCCUGCCAACCCUAGCCCCGCCGCCGCCGGAGGAGGAGGCGAAGGCGCCCCCAAACCGUCCUGCCCCUUCUGCUACGGCCGCGAGUCGGAGUGCGCCCCCGAGAUUUUCCGCGUGCCGGCGCCGCCCGACGCGUCGCCCUGGCGGAUCCGCGUCAUCGAGAACCUGUACCCAGCGCUGCGGCGCGACGCCGAGCCGCCGGCGCCGGAGGAGGAGGGGGAGCCAACGCCCGGGGAGCGCGCCGUGGUGGGGUUCGGGUUCCACGACGUCGUCAUCGAGACGCCGCGGCACGACGUGCGGCUGUGGGACCUGGACGCGGCUGGGGUCGGCGACGUGCUGCUCGCGUACUCGCGGCGCGUGCGGCAGCUCAUGGAGCAUCCUGCGGUGAAGUAUGUACAGGUGUUUAAAAACCACGGGGCAUCUGCUGGGGCCUCAAUGGCACACUCACACAGCCAGAUGUUAGGAACUCCCUUUGUCCCUCCCUCUGUUACCACUCGGCUUAACUGCAUGAAGGAGGUUUUUGAGAGAUUUGGCAAGUGCAGCCUUUGUGAGUUCCAGUCCAAGGAUAUUUUGGUCAGUGAAACAGACAAUUUUUCUGCAAUUGUCCCAUUUGCAGCAUCAUAUCCUUUUGAGAUAUGGAUUAUUCCCCGACAUCAUAGUUCCUAUUUCCAUGAAAUAGACAAGGAUACGGCACUGGAUCUUGGGUCUUUAUUGAGGACCAUGCUGGCAAAGUUGUCUAAGCAGCUCAAUGACCUUCCAUUCAACUUUAUGAUACACAGCGCACCAUUUGGAGUUUCGACAUCCUGUCUGCCUUACACACACUGGUUCCUUCAGAUAGUGCCCCAGUUGAGUGUAAUCGGUGGAUUUGAGAUUGGAAGUGGAUGCUACAUUAAUCCAGUUUUUCCUGAAGACGCAGCAAAAAUUCUGAGGGAACUUGACUGCUGAUUUUGUUUGCCACCCGUUUGGUAUCCGAUUGUUUCUUUGCUUUACAUUGGAAUAAUCGAUGUGGAAAUGUUCCACCACAGUUUCUUUUUUAUUUGUUCAGGAAAAGAACUAUGCUAAUAAUUUGACCUGACAGUUAACUCCAGACGUAAAACUCGCUCUGUUAUUUAUGAGUAUUUGUUUUAUGUAAUUUGAAAAUCAAAUUUCUCAACAUUCCUCGCGCAAACAGGCCCUCAGAAGUUUGAUUCAAGUUUGAUUCUCACAUAGACUGACAGAUUGCUGAAUCAUAGUAUGCAGGUAUCUU